This is a messenger RNA of Labeo rohita (rohu), 2185 nucleotides long. It is a transcript of the gene amt, whose product is annotated as aminomethyltransferase. The transcript has 10 exons. NCBI's taxonomy places the organism in Eukaryota, Metazoa, Chordata, Actinopteri, Cypriniformes, Cyprinidae. Gene Ontology annotation, molecular function: protein binding; aminomethyltransferase activity. The coding region runs from base 224 to 1456 and encodes 410 amino acids. Gene Ontology annotation, cellular component: mitochondrion. The record is from RefSeq and is a predicted model, not a curated record. Gene Ontology annotation, biological process: glycine catabolic process.
AAUGGUCUUCUCUUACGGUCUGAAACGGUCUGUGUUCGUCUCGUCCGCCUGGCACCUCAACCCCUAAACACAGCUCAAAAUCCCCAGACCCAAAAUAGCUGCUGCCUCAUGGACCAGAAGAACGGUUAUUUAUAGUGAAAGCAUAAUUACGAGAGUGAGAGUGGAGUCCAACCGAGCUGACAGGCUUUUGAACAACUUGGUGUGAAACUGAACGAAAGACAACAUGCUUGCUCGGGCUUUUGCAAACAGACUCUGUAACCGACUUUCAAGGGAAACCACGCGGACUGUCGGUCUGGGGGCAACGGGGCGGCAGGAUAGGCAAGCUUCCACAGAGGUGGCCCUCAAGAAGACCCCGCUAUACGAGUUCCACAGGGCUCAGGGUGGUAAGAUGGUGGAGUUUGCGGGAUGGAGUAUGCCUGUGCAGUACAAAGACAGUCACAUUAACUCACACAUGCACACACGCCAGCACUGCUCCAUCUUCGACGUCAGUCACAUGUUGCAGACUAAAGUGUAUGGUAAAGACAGAGUGAAGUUCAUCGAGUCUCUGAUUGUUGGAGACAUCGCUGAACUAAAAGACAAUCAGGGCACUCUCUCUCUCUUCACAAACACUAAAGGAGGAAUCAUGGAUGAUCUGAUUGUGACCAAGACAGAUCAGGGUUACCUGUAUGUUGUCUCCAAUGCUGGCUGUGCAGACAAAGACUCUGCUCAUAUGCAGGCCAGACUGCAGGAGUUUAAAGCUGCAGGUCAUGAUGUAGAUUUGGAGUUCAUGGAAGAAAGUCUCAUUGCGCUGCAGGGCCCAUCAAUGGCACAGGUUCUGCAGAAAGGUGUGGGUGAUGACCUCAGGAAGUUGACCUUUAUGACCAGUGUUUUAACCCCAGUUUUUGGCAUCCAGGGCUGCAGGGUCACACGCUGUGGAUAUACAGGGGAGGAUGGAGUUGAGAUCUCAGUACCAAGUAAAGACGUUGUCUCACUGACUGAAAAGUUGUUAGCUGAUAGUGAGGUGAAACUCGCUGGUCUCGGUGCCAGAGACAGUCUCAGGCUGGAGGCGGGACUUUGUCUCUACGGCAACGACAUUGAUGAGACCACCACACCCGUGGAAGCAAGCCUUGUUUGGACUAUAGGUAAGCGCCGUCGACAAACACGGGAUUUCCCCGGUGCUGACAUCAUUGUUUCACAAAUAAAGGCAAAGACUCAGAGAAAGAGAGUAGGACUGCUCUCCACUGGACCACCUGUCAGACAACACACUCCCAUCCUGUCAUCUGACGGCAGGGUUAUAGGUGAGGUCACUAGUGGAUGCCCCUCCCCCUGCCUCAAACAAAAUGUUGCCAUGGGCUAUGUGGAAGCUGGUCUCAGUAAAGUGGGCACAUCAAUCCAGGUGGAAGUAAGGAAGAAAGCAGUGCCAGCAGUGGUCAGCAAGAUGCCAUUUGUGCCCACCAAGUACUACAUGGGCCAGUAGAAGUAGUAGUCAUUAAACCGUCUGUGUUUACGAGAGGGUCUGUCGUAGAUCUGUCUGGUAGUAUUUAGCAGUGGAGGCCACUUCAUUGCCACUGGAAUGGAGACCAACAUUAGAGAUUAUGUAAAGCCUAAGACACACGUCAACAUUAAGCAUUCCCUAAUACAAACACAAAUGCAAACUUUAAACAAAAUCUACUUCCAUUUAAAUUACAUUCCAGGACAUUCUGUAAUAAUUGCACAACAUUUUGGAAAUGGAACUUUAGGAUGUGGGAAAAAAACACUUGCUGUUUCUUUCUGUGUGUGUGUGUUUAACAUAGAGCACUUAAAUGCUAGUUUGUGUGGGAAGGUGACAUCUGUUUUAAGACUACUGACUAAAAUUCCUUUAACGUCACACAUCUGGUUCGUUUUUAUGCCAGUGUACUGUUGUACAAAUAAUUAACAAAGGUAAUCUAAAUGAGAUUAACUGUAUUAGAAAAGUGCCUAAUUUUUAGUAGAGUAUGUUGUCAUGCUGUAGUAUUAUUAAUGUCAUGAACUUUAGACCACAUCACUGUGACGUCUUUCUGUUUGAAAGAUCAUUUCCAUUUUGUUUCCUUUUGGGAUGAUUAAAUGAAAUUUAUUCUAUAAAAUUUUAUAUAACUUUUACUUGAUUGGUUGUUCCCCAAUAUCAACAAUUUGGUAUGGUUCGUGUUUGUACUGUGGGUUGUGAUUUUAAAUAAAGUCUUUAACUUAA